CGCUCUGUGGGCAUGGAAUACAGUGGCCAAGGUUCGUCCGAAGCAUCAACAUCGCAUCAGCCGAUCGCUGUGACUACGAGCAAAAGUCAGCGUUCGAAGCGGGGCUGGUGGUGGAAAAAGUUCCUGCCCACCAAAUGGAGGCGCCACCCACGGCGGCCAUCACACAACAUCGAUGUGGGCGACGGACUACGGGGGCUCCUUGAACGACGGGCCUCUCUACCCGACGCAUCGCAACUUUCGAGCAUCACCAAGCCUACAAAAGUGAGCAGGUCCAUCACCGUCGCGGAUAGCGGAGCAAGUGCGAAGGACAAAUGUGCGUCACUCGGCGACGGCAAUAAGACCUUGUGGACACGUCUCUUUCGGUUACGCAAAGGCAAGAAACACGGGGGCCAUCAAAAAUCUGGCCAGAGGACCGCUUCCGUGAGCGAAGCAGCAGAAAUGACGAAGGAGGAAGGAAGCGGUCUGAGCUGCUUUUCGCAGCUGAACGUCGUCGAGCCUGCAAAGACGAAUGGAACGGAGCGCCCGCUGCAAUGGCAGCAUCGGCCUAACUUUUCUGACGUCACCAUCGCCGAAGAAUUGCCGGCUGAAGAGGAGGAGAGUUUUAAUUUACACAAAUCUCUCAACGCCGGUACCUCCUUAAGCUUGGAACCGUCAAUAUCGCCAGCAGAAUUCGACCUGCCCUGUCAGCUCUUUGGGGAACACAGUGCUGAAGAUAAUGAUAAGACUGUGAUAAGGAAAUCUGGAAACGUUGACUGCCUGGAUCAGGGUACGGAGCCUGGAGAUUUUAAGGAAACAGGAAAUUUUCUUCUGGAGGACCAGUGCGUCGAGGAAAUUCACGAAUCUUCAGAUAUCAGCGUGAUGAAGGAAACAACCCGGAGCGUGAGGGAUGAAAUAAUUGUGUUACAAAACGAGCGCCCGGCUGUAAUGUCCACCGGUGGCUACAUCAAGCAAGAGCGUAUAAGCUUCAAUGACGGCAACACAACUGCUGCACUGCUAGCCUCACCACCGUCUGAGGAUGCAGACAGCACGACCAGAGAGCACCACGGUGACAAGAAAGAGCCCGAAACGAACAAGUCAGAGGAUUCAAAUGGAAGCUUCCACGAUAACAUCCAGUGUUUGAACGCGGUCACUAUUGAGCCUUUGCGGAUACAACGAGCAGCACAGCAGCCUUGUAUCAACAAUGAAGAUCCGUGCUUUACGUUGGCAUUGACGCCGCUCAACAAAACCCCACCCGUUGCUUCGCCCUCCAAGAAAUGCUCUGAGACAUCCAUGGCUGCCAGUCCUACACGCAUUACUGAAGAAUUCUUUCGUAAAACGCUGCCAAAGAAAAAAUGCACCUUAGAGACUGACGUCUUGACACCGGUAUCAGAAGAGACAGCUUGUGCAUCGGUGAGAGAUGGUUCUGCUCACAUUAUUCUGUCUAUGAUUCGUGAAGUAAAAGAAAACGCCGAGAAUUCACCUACAGAUAUGCAAGUAAAGAGCCCCAUGAAAGCCAAAGAAGCCCGAAUGAAAAAAUACUCGGAACUGCUCUCGUGCUCUGGUGGGCUGGACCUCAAUGAGUCGCAGCAACCGGCUGUCUUACAGCCAUGCUUCGCGCGAGCUGCCGAAGCUUGCAUCGAGGAAUUACCCGACUCAAAUGGCCAGCACCAGCACCAAAUAAUAAAUGAGAAGACGCUAUGCUUCACUGAAAAUAAGGUCCAGAAGACAGCAUCGUCGACAAUCGUAGAGGAAUUCGCGAUGGUGAGCGAUACUGCCACGGCAAUCGCCGAGUCUUCUACGCAGCUGGUCUCGAUUCACUCUGCCGCAAUCGAAGGGGCCUCUGAUGUCAACAGCAAUGAUCUCGUCUGUUUCUCUACCAAUAUAAACAAAAGUGCGGCUGCAGUGACGCCAUCGAGCUCUCUGGGAGCCGGUGCAGGUGCACGCCCUAAAAGCAGAACAGCUCAGAUCAGGUCCAAAAGUAAGGCAUACUUGGAGACCCAGCUUCUCAGUACCCACUGCGAGCCAAGAACCAGGGACGCCAUCAACAAACAUCAUAGCAUUAAACGAGACUCCGUCAAAUAUACGCACAAAGCAUGGCAGCAAGACGUAGAGAAAAGUCGCGAAUCGCUACUGCUGCAGUUCAAGGAGGAGGAGCAGAAGGAAAAUUUUGAAACAGUGCUCCAACAUAAGAUCGCCAAGUUGCAGUCGCUGUCGGAGGAAAAUUUCACUCUUCUAAAGAAAAAAGAGACUUUGCUGGCACUGCUUCGCAGUCAGGAUGAUGUGAUACGGAGUUUCGAGGCCAAUACACAAAAACUUGAGCAGAAAGAGAAAGAGUUGGAGACGCACAAAGCACACAUGGAGAAAAUGGAGGCCCUUAUCGAAGACAUGGAGAAGAGGCUGAAGGAGGAAGAUGAUGUGGUGAAUCAGUUGGCGGCGGAGAAUGCGGUGCUAAGGCAGGACGCCUCACAGGAUCCGGGCCGCCAUGAAGGUGGUUAGAAUUGUAAAGUGCGCAGCACAUCCCGGCUCGAUUCUGUACUCUUCCACUUACUUUAUUAGUGUAAUAAAUAUUUCUUUAGUAGUUUAUUUCUUA
This is a messenger RNA of Dermacentor andersoni, 2569 nucleotides long. The record is from RefSeq and is a predicted model, not a curated record. Lineage: Eukaryota; Metazoa; Arthropoda; Arachnida; Ixodida; Ixodidae.